This is a messenger RNA of Cajanus cajan (pigeon pea), 846 nucleotides long. NCBI's taxonomy places the organism in Eukaryota, Viridiplantae, Streptophyta, Magnoliopsida, Fabales, Fabaceae. The record is from RefSeq and is a predicted model, not a curated record.
UUUAUCGACCUCAUGAGACUACGUCGUUUCAGGAAAAGAAUCUCUCAUCUGUUAUCUCCUUCCUUCCCACCGCACCUUGCUGGACUGGUUCUUCCUUUUUUGGUUUCUCAUCUUCUGCCCAAUGGGCUCUCUACAAUUAUUCUAUUUUCCAACCAUUAUUCUCACUAGCUGCAAGUCUUCCUCUCAGCGCCAAUCUUCACCAAUUCAUUACUUUUAGUUUUGUUUUUUCAAUCUGUUUCCUCUACAAAAUCCGAUUAUUUUGUCCACUUUCUGAACACUCAAGGGGCCUCUAAGGAUAUUUCGUUACUGGGUAUCCAUUAUCUGAAAAAAAAAAAAAUGUCUCUUUUCCUUAAAGCUUUGCCUUUGAUGGCCAUCCGCACGAGGCCAUCUUUGGCGUUUCUCUGCAGAGUUCCCAGCGCCAUUCCACUGACACUUUCCAGAACAAGAAACGUGUUCUCCGUUUCUGCUUCAACACAAACAUCUCCUUCUACUUCUGAAACACUCACUUCUAAUGCCAAACCACCUUUUGCCCUGAGUGAAUCCCUUGAGUGGGUCAACAGGACUGCACUUUGUGGUGAAUUGACUUUGAAUGAUGUGGGAAAAAAGGUCCAGCUUUGUGGGUGGGUUGCCCUUCACAGGGUCCAUGGUGGCCUUACAUUUCUUAAUCUCAGAGACCACACUGGCAUUGUUCAGGUUACAACCCUUCCGGAUGAAUUUCCAGAUGCCCAUUCUGCUAUCAAUGACUUGAGGCUUGAGUACGUGGUUGCCAUUGAAGGUGUUGUCAGGUCUAGGCCGAAUGAGUCAAUCAACAAGAAGAUGAAAACAGGCCUCAUCGAGGUGGGGUGA